AUGACUUACGGAUUUCUAGCUCUUUUCGCAGUUUUGAGCAUUGCUAGCGCUGGUGUUAUUCCAGUGCAGGAGCUGCAUACAUCAUACCACGAGCCGGCUCACAUUGCUUAUCACCAACCCCAACCAACAUUAGUAAAAACCAUCGCGCAACCAACGCUGGUGAAGACAAUUGCUCAGCCAACUCUAGUAAAGCAGGUCGAAUAUCACGAUGAUCACAACGUGCAGUACGAUUUUUCCUAUGGUGUUCACGAUGAACAUACCGGAGACAUCAAGGAGCAGCAUGAAUCGCGCAAAGGCGACCAAGUGCACGGCCAGUACAGUCUGAUCGAUUCCGAUGGCCAUAAGCGAACUGUUGAGUACACCGCCGAUGACCACAAUGGUUUCAACGCCGUUGUUCACCGCGAGCCAUCCGGAAUCCAGAUCCCGCAACCGGUACAAAAGGUAGCAAUUGCUCAGCCGGUUACCAAAGUAAUUGCUACCCAACCGGCGUACGUCGCUUCAGCUGGCCACUACCAUGCUGCUGCUCCAGCUACUUUCGUUGCUGUGUCUGCCCUGUUGGCUGUAGCCAGCGCUGGUUUACUGCCAGCCCAACAAAUUCCAUACCAUGCCGCAUCACCGAUCUACCACCAGCAACCGUUGGUGAAAGCUGUUGCCCAGCCUACCUAUGUUAAGACUAUUGCCCAGCCAGCUUAUGUUCAGCCAACAUACGUCAAAACCAUCGCCCAGCCAACCUAUGUCAAACAGGUGGAAGAGUACGCCCCGGCUAACUACGAAUUCUCCUACUCCGUUCACGAUGCUCACACCGGUGACAUCAAGAGCCAACACGAAACCCGCCAUGGAGAUCAAGUUCAAGGCCAGUACAGCCUCCUGGAUGCCGAUGGCCACCAGCGUAUCGUCGACUAUACCGCCGAUGAGCACAAUGGAUUCAAUGCCGUCGUCCGCCGGGAACCUGCUGCCGUUAAGAUUGCCCAACCAGUCACCAAAGUGAUUGCCCAACCGGUAGCUAAGGUUAUUGCUCAACCAGCCUACUACCAACAUCAUUACUAG
Molecule: messenger RNA, 1047 nt
Organism: Sabethes cyaneus
Lineage: Eukaryota; Metazoa; Arthropoda; Insecta; Diptera; Culicidae
Product: cuticle protein-like
Exons: 3
Coding region: 1-1047 (348 amino acids)
Cellular component (GO): extracellular matrix
Source: RefSeq, a predicted model, not a curated record